AUGGCUCUGAGAUAUUCGUCGCUCGUUUUGGUGGCCAUUGCCGCCCUCAUGCAGCCGGCCAUGGGCUCACCCGCCUGCCCGGCCCGAUCUUCCACAACGCCGGCCCCAUCCGGGCCCUCGACGCUGCCGGCCUCAUGCACGUACCGGCCGCAGGCAACGACAUACACCAACGACGGGUGCGACUUCAAGUGCCCGCCGCAGUCGGCGUGGUGCAUCGCGGACGCUUUCGUCGUGCUGCCGUGCGGGUGUGACCGGGCGGCCGUUGCCCCAACCACCGUCAGCCGCUGCCCUACGGCAAGCGGCAACUGCUUCCAGUGCUCGACCGGCUGGGGCAUUGCGACCGUCACCGACUCCAACUGCCCACCGUCUGCGACUGCGACGGCGACUGCGGCUUAG
This is a messenger RNA of Chaetomium globosum CBS 148.51, 396 nucleotides long. RefSeq lists its product as uncharacterized. The record is from RefSeq and is a predicted model, not a curated record. Lineage: Eukaryota; Fungi; Ascomycota; Sordariomycetes; Sordariales; Chaetomiaceae. Bases 1 to 396 code for a protein of 131 amino acids. The transcript is spliced from 3 exons.